GAACCAAGCAUGGCUGCGUCGGGCCGUAAUUGUCAUCGGCCAGCAAACAAGGAGGGAGAAAAAACAAGCGAACGAAGAGCUGCUACAUGAGCAACUCUCACACUCUACCAACCCUUUACGACCAGCAACUCCAGCGACUUCCUGCCAACCUCCUCAACUACCCUCGACCAGCCAUUUACCGGCCAAACCCGCGCGGCGCACUUGGAACGGCAGAUUUCCAGAACCACGAUCGUUUGCGAAUCGCCGCUACUGCCCGAGACCACGCGUCGGCCACUCCACAGCAGCGCAGCCCCCGCGCUGGACUUGUCGUGACGCCCACUUGUCCCCCUGCUAGUGGCACUCGUCUGGAGCAAAACGCGCAUUGUGCAAGGCGCUGCAGAGUCACUGGACGACAAGAUGGCGUCCAAGACAGUAUCCUCGCGGCUGCUGACGAUGAAGUUCAUGCAGAGGGGCAUAGCGGCCUCGUCUGCCAACUCGUCGCUGACAACGCCGCGCUCCGAAGACAAGCACGGCUCCAAGCGGCGCAAGGUCUCGCAAGAUACCACUGACUGCAGUUCCUCAGGGCCCAAAAUCGACGGGGCAGCCGUCCAGGCCGCCCUUGAUGAGGAGGAGAGGAAGCGUCGGGCAGCUAUUGCCAAACAGGCCGAAGACUUGGGCGACACCCGCUGGGUUCUCGACUUCCCCGCCCCGUCCCCUCGGUCGUCUGACAGGAUGCCACAGACGCCAUUAAACAUCGUGCAGAUUGGCUUCGCUCAGAUUGAUUCGGCUGACAGCGCCGCCACUGGAGGCCAGAUGCGGCGCUUCAAUAUGAAGAAAGCAAGCAAAGCUCAAGAGGAGGAUGCGGAGACGGGAUCUGAGAGCGAUGACUCUGGGUCGUCAGAUGAGGAGCCAAGGCACUCGAAACCAAAGAGUUCCGCAGGCAGCCCCGAAAGUCGUGGGAGACAGCUCUCCAACGACUCCUCCAAGAGGAAACGUACAAAAUCGGAGACCUCUGGCAGGAUGAGUACCGAGAGGGCCAAGGCACAGCAGCUCUCUGCCAAGCGACGUAAGAAGGAUGUGAAGCUGAACAUGCCAAAGUCGAUAUCGUCCGCGGGCUCGUUCAAAGCACCUUCUCGACCAGGCAGAGAACAUCGUUGAUACGAGCGUUCCCCUGCUGGUUGUUUGUGCUGGUGAAUUAUCAACCCAUCCACCUGGAUGUGAAGGCCGAAUGCAUUCUGCGUAGCCUCUCAACUUUUACCGUCCUUUAGGCAAGCUCCUUGGUCUUGUCGCCCAAGCGAUAAUCGACACAGCUCGGUCCUAGCGUUGCUGGACCGAAACAGAGGAAACUGUGGCCAUGGGAUAGGUGGUGCCAGUACAUUGCACAUACCAACAUCUCUCAUUUGGCAUGUUUCUCCUAGACAUCUACGUUGCUCUCUUUACCGUCCCUGCCCUGCGUCUGACAGGUCCAGGUCGAGUUCGUGGCAAUGAAACGCUGUUUUAGCUACUAUCUCCAUCACCUGAAUUUAAUCAUUCUCAUUUUCCUUUCAGGCUUUCGUAGCUCUUGCCAUUGAUAUAUAUAUAUAUAUCAGUCUUAACA
This is a messenger RNA of Gaeumannomyces tritici R3-111a-1, 1576 nucleotides long. RefSeq lists its product as hypothetical. The record is from RefSeq and is a predicted model, not a curated record. The transcript is spliced from 2 exons. The coding region runs from base 397 to 1137 and encodes 246 amino acids. Lineage: Eukaryota; Fungi; Ascomycota; Sordariomycetes; Magnaporthales; Magnaporthaceae.